CCGCCCGACACGGACACGCCGCCGCUCGGCAGAGCUGCUGCCGGUGGCCGCAGAGCUCCGCCACCCCCCCCGAGGGACAAUGGUGCCGCGGACCUGUCGCAGCGCGGGUGCUCGCCCGUUCCUGCUGGCGCUGCUGCUGGUGCAUCUGCCGCAGGGUCGCGGCCACCGAGCCACGGGGCCCCGGUUUUUAAUAAGUGACCGUGACAGAGACCCUCAGUGUAACCUGCAUUGCUCCAGGUCCCAGUCCAAACCCCUGUGUGCCUCUGAUGGCAGAACAUACGAGUCCAUGUGCGACUACCAGAGAGCCAAAUGCCGUGAGUCAAGUCUGAGUGUGACACAUCGUGGCCGGUGCAAAGAUGCUGGCCAAAGCAAGUGUCGAUUAGAGAGAGCUCAAGCACUGGAACAGGCAAAGAAGCCCCAGGAAGCAGUCUUCAUCCCAGAAUGCAAUGAGGAUGGAUCAUUCACUCAGGUGCAGUGCCAUACCUACACUGGAUACUGCUGGUGUGUGACACCUGAUGGCAAGCCUAUUAGCGGCUCUUCCGUACAGAACAAAACUCCUGUAUGUUCAGGUUCUGUAACUGAUAAACCAUCAAGCCAGGGUAAUUCAGGAAGGAAAGUUUCUUUUCGGUUCUUUUUAACCCUCAAUUCAGAUGAUGGUUCGAAGCCAACGCCUACCAUGGAAACCCAGCCUAUUUUCGAUGGAGAAGAAAUCACAGCACCAACCCUUUGGAUUAAGCACUUGGUCAUCAAAGAUUCCAAAUUGAACGGCUCCAGUAUAAGAAAUUCAGAGAAAGUUCACUCCUGCGACCAGGAAAGGCAGAGCGCCCUGGAGGAGGCCAGGCAAAAUCCCCGCGAGGGUAUUGUCAUCCCCGAGUGUGCUCCUGGAGGACUCUACAAACCAGUGCAAUGCCACCAGUCUACUGGGUACUGCUGGUGUGUCCUGGUGGACACAGGACGUCCUCUGCCUGGUACUUCCACUCGCUAUGAGACUCCAGUGUGUGAAAGUGAUGCCAGAUCGAAGAGCACAGAGGUUGAUGAUCCAUUCAAGGACAGAGAACUUCCAGGCUGCCCAGAAGGGAAGAAAGUUGAAUUUAUUACCAGCUUACUUGAUGCUCUGACUACAGACAUGGUACAGGCUAUUAACUCAGCAGCACCUACUGGGGGUGGGAGGUUCUCUGAGCCAGACCCCAGCCACACACUAGAGGAGCGAGUGGUACACUGGUAUUUCAGCCAGCUGGACAACAACAGCAGUGAUGAUAUCAACAAGCGGGAGCUAAAGCCUUUCAAACGUUAUGUAAAGAAGAAAGCCAAGCCCAAGAAAUGUGCCCGACGUUUCACUGACUACUGUGAUCUCAACAAGGACAAGUCGAUCUCGCUUCAGGAGCUGAAAGGGUGUUUGGGAGUCAACAAGGAAGGAGCUACUACAACACCAGGUAGCCUGAGCAGUUUGCCCAAUGGAAAAAGACAAGGCCUUAACCCUUUCAUAGGUCGCCUGGUGUAGCAGCAGAAGACGGGAAGGGGAGGCAAGAGCUGACCCAAAGGAAGGAAAGAUCCAGUGACAGACGGACAGACACCUUGCUGCUUGUGAGCAAGCAUGCAGCAUCAGCGACAUCCAGCGUAGCAGAAGUGGCACCCAGAAUUUUUGCACUUUUUAAUAAUUGGUUUGGGUUUGGUUUUAAUUGCUUUUCAAUGCCAUAAUCUAAUACUUUGGAGAGUGGAGAGAAGCAGGAUCAUGACUUUUUAAAAUUGGAACAGCUACUGAUGAUGUAAAAUUGAGUUCACUGGGACUCAAAGAAUUUUAUAUACUGUAUAUAAAUAUAUAUGUAAAUUGUACAGUUGUCUUGUACAGGGUUGGAGUCACUGUUCUAUUCCUCCCUUUGCUUUUGAAGGCUGUUAGGGCUAGAGAGACACUUUGCCUUUACUGGAUUACAGUAAUGCAUUCAUUUCUGCCACCAAACCGUCAUUCAGUGGCAAACCUUAACACCCCCAUGUGGAAAGGAGCCAGUGUAUCAGCAUGACUUAUUCUUGCAGAUGUGCAUACAGUGUGCCAGAUACCAAAUGCUUCUUGAGAGCAUCUCAACCCCCUUUCUUACUGUAAAGCCUGUGCAACUCACAAUUGUGCUUUUGAGAGCACAGAUUUCAUGUAAGUAUUGCUGUACUGCAAAGCUGCUUAAAGUAGGGAUAGAAAAGGGUUGUAUUAAGGACAUAUAAAAGUAGUUUCUGCACCUAUUGCAAGUUGGACAGAAAUGAAUUACAAUUGCGUUGCUCUCCAGGCUCAGAUGAUAUACUUAGGAAAGGUGUGCCAUGCCUUUGUAAUGUAAUGCUGUAGGAAGGGUGUGGGAGCUGUAGGUCUAGCAAAGUCAGUGAAAGGAAGUUGUACAUCUUCCUCUCUGACAAAGUGUUCAUCUAUAUGUCAUACAACAAUAAAAAUACUAAGAAUCCUGCUAAAAGCAGCAUUAGCCUGCCUGUUGCUUGCCUGAAGAGCAAAGAACAGAGUUGUCAAUGUAGAAAGACACAAUCAUGCUUAUGUAAAGUGUCUGCUUUACUUAUGUUUCAACACUACAGCCUGGGCUGAGCUCACUGGUGACUGUCUGUCAGAAAUGACUAUUCUUGUCCUUGGUGAUUGUGAAUCCAAGCUUCCCUCCUGCACAGUGGUGUGCCUGCCUAGCUUAGAGCAUCCACUCUUCCUAAUUUGCUGUUACCAGUGUUACCUGUGUAAGAUGACACUGGAGCCUGAUGAACAAUAACAGUGAAGGCUUGGAGUGAGGAGUCUGGUGUUCUUGGAGGCCACAGGGGCUUUUUCAACAACUAGAAGUUUUACCAAAGUUGUUUCUUUUGCAGGGGCACCCAUAUCAGCAGUCCUAGGUUUGGGCAGAGUGUGAUGGGACAGUGUUUGCUUUAUGUAUUUCCAACCACUGGCAGCACUCACCUGUUCUGAGCAGCCUCCCACUUCAGACCUGGUGACCCUUAUGCCACUUGUCUCUGUUAGAAGAAACUGUAGUCAGAGAUGAUGAUAUGCCAUGCUAAUGAGAUCACACCAACAAUUGCUUGCAACAGCACUGGGUUACUGUAGAGACUGGAGUCAUUCUUUGAGUCUGUAUCCCUGUUGCUUUGGUAAAAGAUGUUACAACACAGCAUCUUCACUCUGUGUCAUGUCAUCAUGAGAAUAGUAUUAGAUAAAUACAUCACCAAAAAAAGUGUCCUGAUGCAGUAAGUUAGUGAUUGUUGG
Molecule: messenger RNA, 3229 nt
Organism: Neopelma chrysocephalum (saffron-crested tyrant-manakin)
Lineage: Eukaryota; Metazoa; Chordata; Aves; Passeriformes; Pipridae
Gene: SMOC1
Product: SPARC related modular calcium binding 1
Exons: 14
Coding region: 80-1501 (473 amino acids)
Biological process (GO): extracellular matrix organization
Cellular component (GO): basement membrane
Molecular function (GO): calcium ion binding; heparin binding; extracellular matrix binding
Source: RefSeq, a predicted model, not a curated record